Molecule: messenger RNA, 2171 nt
Organism: Zonotrichia leucophrys gambelii
Lineage: Eukaryota; Metazoa; Chordata; Aves; Passeriformes; Passerellidae
Gene: MTMR14
Product: myotubularin related protein 14
Exons: 18
Coding region: 32-1624 (530 amino acids)
Biological process (GO): dephosphorylation
Molecular function (GO): phosphatidylinositol-3-phosphate phosphatase activity
Source: RefSeq, a predicted model, not a curated record
UGGGCCCGAGGCGGCGGUGAGCGGCGCGGGCAUGGCGGCGGCGGCGGCCCGCGGCUGCCCCCCGGCGGGCUCCGGGGACCGCUCCCUGGCCGAGCUGCUGCUGGAGUUCUCCCGGGCACAGUACCGCGCCAAGGACGGCGGAGGUGUCGCCGCUGCCAAGGUGGAGCGGAUCGAGCGGCGGUGCCUGGAGCUCUUCGGCCGCGAUUAUCGCUACAGCGUGAUCCCCAACGUGCACGGCGAGGUCUGCGCCCACUAUCCGCGGCACAUCGUCCUCCUGGAGCGCGACGCCGGCGCCAGCCGUGACCCGUGUGAGAGCCCUGUGCAGGUGGGCAAACUGCAGGACCUCAUCAACCGGAGUAAGAUGGCCAGGUGUAGAGGACGCUUCGUCUGCCCAGUCAUUCUGUACAAGGGGAAGCAUAUUUGCAGAUCAGCAACACUGGCUGGCUGGGGAGAGCUCUAUGGGCGCACUGGCUACAACUACAUCUUCUCUGGAGGUUCUGAUGAUGCUUGGGCAGAUGCAGAAGACAUUUCUGAAGAAGACUCUGCAUUUAGAAAUGCAGACUCCCAGCUGUUUGACAAGGUCAGAGGGCACGACAUCAAGCUGCUUCGAUACCUGUCUGUCCGAUACAUCUGUGACCUGAUGGUGGAAAACAAGAAGGUGAAAUUUGGCUUGAAUGUGACCUCUUCUGAGAAGGUGGACAAAGCUCAACGUUAUGCUGAUUUCACACUUCUCUCCAUCCCCUAUCCAGGCUGUGAAUUUUUUAAGGACUACAAAGACCGGGAUUAUACAGCUGAAGGUCUCAUAUUUAACUGGAAACAGGACUAUGUAGAUGCUCCAUUAAAUAUCCCAGUCUCUCUGACCCAGUCUCUGAAUAUUGAUUGGAGCGAGUACCAGAGCUGGGACCUCGUACAGCAGACACAGAACUACCUGAAGCUGCUGAUCUCCAUUAUCAAUAGUGAUGAUGACAGCGGGCUCCUGGUGCACUGUAUAUCCGGCUGGGACCGAACGCCUCUCUUCAUCUCCUUACUGCGCCUCUCCUUGUGGGCUGAUGGGCUGAUCCACUCGUCCCUGGAUCCGUCUGAGAUUCUCUACCUGACAGUGGCCUAUGACUGGUUUCUCUUUGGGCACAUGUUAGUCGAUCGACUCAGUAAAGGAGAAGAGAUUUUCUUUUUCUGCUUCAAUUUUCUGAAGCACAUCACCUCUGAGGAGUUCUCUGCUCUGAAGUCACAGAGAAGGAAGAGUUUGCCACCUGGCUUCACCCUGGAAGAGAUCUGCAUGCUCAAGCAGAAAGACCGAGGCAGCACCACAAGCCUGAGCAGUGACUUCUCCCUGGGGUUGGAAAGUUCCCCUGGAGCAGCUGGGAGCUUUACCUAUGAAGCAGUGGAGCUGAUGCCAGCAGGAGCACAGGCUCAAGCAGCAUGGAGGAAGAGCUGUGCAUCGUCACCGCAAGCCGUGCUAUGGAGCAGAGCACAGCAGUCUGAAGACAGGCUGCCUUCCACAGGGAUGGGUGAAGUCAAGUCCUCCAGCUCCUCCUCAUCAGCCCAUUCUGAUAACUUCCUGAGGAUUGGAAGCAGCCCACUAGAAGUGCCCAGAUCCAGGUUGGAAAAAGCUGGGUGCUGGUGACAAGCAGAGGUAGGAAUCUGCUGGGAGCAAGCUUCGAGCACUGUGCCAGCACAAAGGAGUUCUGCCCUGAAGGCUGAGUGUUCCUGCUGGGGAAUGGGGACCCUGGAGCUGAGCCUAAUCUCACACCAUAACAAAGGCACCCUUCUGGAGUCUGACACUGCGAUAGGGCAGCGCCGAGCCGCGAGCUGGCCUGGGGAAGAAAGAGCAGAGCCUGUGGAGCCAACACUGUAUGUUCAGGCCAACAUGGAAUAAAGAGACCCUGAGAUAAGAGGUUGCUAACAGCGUCAUAUGCUCGUGUAGCCUCUGCAGGCUUUCUGAUGAGUCUUUUUGUAAUGAUUCUGAAUCAGCCACCAGCCAAAUCUGAGUACUCUCUCAUCGUAUGGAAAAUAAAAUAACAAACAAGCAAAGCUUUGAAAAUUUAUAAGACUUUCUUAACAAGUGUCUCACGAUUCCAGAGAAAAACCCCAGUGUCUGACAGUUUUCAUAAAUGAGGGUAACUGUUCUCCCCAGGGAGAGAUAUCAAUAGGAGGGGUUGGAAUUGUUGCUG